AGCUGUCCGCCUAGGGGAGCUCCCGGGGGUUUUAUAGCCUGCCCCCAGGGUACAAUGGUAAAAGCGUACGGGCGUGGGGCCUGGUGUCAUCGUCUUGAGCCGGCCCUCUUCUCCUUCCUCCCACUCAAGGAUACAAGGGGAACAAGGCAGGGGUCUAGGUGCUACUCCGGCACGGUGGCACACCCAUCUCUCUUCAAGAUGGUCAAGAAGAUGAACAAAAGAAAAAAGGAUGGUUAGGGGAGCCGCUGUUUUUGUCACACUUGCUGCAAUUGCAGUCAUUGUUCGAGCUAUAAUAAGGAAGAGAAGACCACGUAUUACAUAUGUCACACGCAGCUAGCACCGGCAACCCAGGCAACACCCAAAUGAGCUCCUCCUUGAAUCUGAUCCCCUCGUCUCUCAAACCUCAGUCUCUCUAAUUACUCUGAAUCACUGCAAGCUGCACAUAUAAUUUCUUUGAAUCAUCCCAAUUUCCUUCCCCUAGAUUUCACUUAGGUCACCGUCUAUUCAUCUCAUUACCAAAUAUGCUAGCAUAAACAAUUCACUGAAUUGUUGUUUACAGUUUAAAAAAUGUAGUAUAGGUAGCUAUGUGCAAGGACAGUCAAAAUUGUAGUGCCUGGCAGAUUAUCAUAUAGUAAAUUCUGGUAUAGCUUCUUUUGUUUGUAUGAUUGUAUCUGCUCACUUCAUCUUGUAACAAAUAACAAGAGAGAGAAGGUAUACUGAUUAAUGCCAAUGAUCCUGAAUUUGAUCUGUUUUUUUGUUCUUUAGCUUGGCCCGCCCAGCAAUUUGUUUGUAGCUCCGCCACUGCUGAGACCCCUACGUUCCCAGCCACGCCUUGCCCACUCGCGCUGUGUGUGCCUCGGAGAUGGCCGGCACGUCAUGUUGUGAUAGGAUGGUUUCCCAGCUUCAGUCGACAUCCAAGUACUACACUGGAUAUCCCAAGGAUCUAGGGCCAUCAAGAAUCAUACCGUUCACAUCAGAGCGUCAGUUUGUGCAGCUAUUACAUGAAGGACGGCCUGUAGUUGCGGCCUUUACCAUUAAGUGCACUUAUACACAGCAUCUUGACAAAGUACUGGAGGAAGCUGCUGCUACAUUUUAUCCUCAUAUAACGUUUGUUCGGGUGGAAUGCCCAAAGUAUCCUGGGUUUUGCCUCACGAGGCAAAAGACUGAGUAUCCAUUUCUUGAAGUAUUUUACAACCCAGAACAGGCUGCUAACCCAGGUAAGAUCGUGGAUCCGAGCAUCACGAAAUACUCCGCAAAAGUCCUACCUUUCAACUAUGACCAGAGCGUGUAUGGAUUUCGAGAGUAUUUUAAGAAGUAUGGGUUCAAGUAUUCCGAAGCAAACUAGGUUUGUCAUGGUGGAGCCCUGCAGAGUCAGCCAGUCCAACUCCAACUGGUUUGAAUUUACUUUCAGCCUGUACUAACAGUGAUACUGCAUUCUUAAGAAUCAGCACCCCCUGCAUACUGGGCUGGCUCUGCCUUGGCAAAUGGUUGGAAAAAUGGCCAAGCUGUUAGCUAGGUUUCCAGUAUGCUCAAGAUUGUAGUAGAAUUUCUGGAUGUUGCAUGUUGUUCUUUGUCAAAUCUCUGAACUGCAUUAUCAGACUCGCUAUUAAUAAAAUAUAUUCUGCGGCUCA
Messenger RNA from Triticum aestivum (bread wheat), 1631 nucleotides. RefSeq lists its product as uncharacterized. Bases 863 to 1345 code for a protein of 160 amino acids. NCBI's taxonomy places the organism in Eukaryota, Viridiplantae, Streptophyta, Magnoliopsida, Poales, Poaceae. The transcript has 8 exons. The record is from RefSeq and is a predicted model, not a curated record.